Messenger RNA from Spea bombifrons (plains spadefoot toad), 1648 nucleotides. It is a transcript of the gene DCUN1D5, whose product is annotated as defective in cullin neddylation 1 domain containing 5. Lineage: Eukaryota; Metazoa; Chordata; Amphibia; Anura; Pelobatidae. The transcript is spliced from 10 exons. Gene Ontology annotation, molecular function: ubiquitin conjugating enzyme binding; ubiquitin-like protein binding; cullin family protein binding. The record is from RefSeq and is a predicted model, not a curated record. The coding region runs from base 151 to 876 and encodes 241 amino acids. Gene Ontology annotation, cellular component: ubiquitin ligase complex. Gene Ontology annotation, biological process: protein neddylation; positive regulation of ubiquitin-protein transferase activity.
GCGGCCCGAAGACGUCAGCGCCGCGACGUUAUCUCCCUUGGCCGGGUAGUGAAUCAGUGCGCUGUAGCUUGUGGUUCAGCAGGACCCGGAGCGGAAGGCAGGAGGAAGCCUGACUGCUCGCUGACGCUCAUUCUAUCGACUCCUUGAAAUAUGCCUGUGAAGAAAAAGAGAAAAUCCAGCUCUACGGACGAAAUGAACAUGAAAAAAUGUAGAAUAACCAGUUACUGCAGGUCACAAGCACCCGGUAGACUAAUAAGUGGUGAAGAACUGUUUUCAAGCAAGAAAUGCCUGGCCUGGUUUUAUGAGUACGCAGGUCCUGAUGAAAUUGUUGGACCAGAAGCCAUGGAAAAAUUUUGUGAAGACAUUGGCGUAGAACCGGAAAAUAUAAUUAUGUUGGUAUUGGCCUGGAAACUAGAGGCUGAAAACAUGGGCUUUUUUACCAAAGAAGAAUGGCUAAAAGGGAUGACCUCUUUACAAUGUGACUCCACAGAGAAGUUACAGAGUAAAUUCGACUACAUGCGCGCCCAGCUCAACGACAUCACUGCUUUUAAAAAUAUUUACAGAUAUGCUUUUGAUUUUGCAAGGGACAAGGACCAGAGAAGUCUUGAUAUUGAUACGGCAAAGUCCAUGUUAGCCCUCUUGCUGGGUAGAACAUGGCCACUCUUUCCUGUAUUCUUUCAGUAUCUUGAGCAAUCAAAGUACAGAGUUAUGAACAAAGACCAGUGGUACAAUGUCCUAGAAUUCAGCAGAACCGUGCACGCCGACCUUAGCAACUACGAUGAAGAUGGUGCAUGGCCCGUUCUCCUUGAUGAAUUUGUCGAAUGGCAUAAGUUAACUAAUAUUAAUUUAUAUGAAGCCAUUACCUGCUGUGGGUAGAAGUCAAUUACACUGUGGCAGUGUCGGACAAGAUGGACAUUUGAGUGUUUUGGUUAAACCAUAGAUGAGGAUAAAAGCCUGUCUCUGAGCGUGCUGAUAGAAGCGCAGAUAAGGAUAUCCGAUAUGAAAGAUGUUAUGACUUUGCAGUGAACUCCUGAUGUUUUCACCAGUGCAAGCAAAGCAACGGGUGUCCUUGGGAGGCAGGCUGCCGUACUGUGUGAAAGAAGUUAUUCUCAAGGCUUCUGAACACACUAAUGGCUUUAACUCUUUAAUCAAGGUUCAAACAGAAUGAGAAUGUGUGGGUUAACCAACUGUGCCUAAAAAGGAUUCCCCAGUAGUAGUAGUAGUUUGAGAACCCCAACAAUCAGAGCGCACUGUUUAAUUGACGUGAAUAAGAUUGUAUCGCUAAAAAAAAUGUAUUAAAAAAUAUGGUCUUUGAUUAUAUCUCUGUUUCUGGACUGUGCUUUGCCCGGUACAUCUGGAUUUCGGUAUGAAAGCUCUCACCCUAACCAGUGUACCCCCAUACCUACUGUAUACCCCCUGCUUAUUCUUCAAGUGAAUUUCCAAGUUUGCCAAGCCUCAGCCUCUAGUAAUAAGUUAAACAUUUUGGCUGAUGGUUGAGGACAUUGACUGACUAAAACAUGUAGUGUUUGGAAGUAGGAAAAAAAAUACUUUUAAGAUUUGACGCCAUUAUUUGUUCUCUGUAAUGUCACAUUGAUGAGUGAAAUGUUUGUUCCAAUUUAAAUGCCGCAUUAAAUAUUUUUGUUUCAGA